This is a messenger RNA of Hordeum vulgare subsp. vulgare (domesticated barley), 2598 nucleotides long. RefSeq names its product WD repeat-containing protein 20-like. NCBI's taxonomy places the organism in Eukaryota, Viridiplantae, Streptophyta, Magnoliopsida, Poales, Poaceae. Gene Ontology annotation, molecular function: protein binding. Bases 264 to 2048 code for a protein of 594 amino acids. The transcript is spliced from 10 exons. The record is from RefSeq and is a predicted model, not a curated record.
AUAUUUCCGUUCCUCCUCCUACCACCAGCACCAGGUCUCUGUUUCUCCAGUCUCCCACCAUCCUCCCUCAUCCCAAAUCAAACCACCUCCCCGUCGCGUCGAUCCCAAUCUGACCACCCCCAAAACCCUAACCCUCACUCGCCUCCUUGAACGGCGGCGGAGGCGUGAGAUGGCUGCGCGGUCGUAAGCAUUUCGGAGGCGAUCGCGGAGGUGGGGGCUUCCCUUGACCCGCCAGCGGUGUAGCUGGUGCCCGGCCUGUGGGUAUGGCGACGUCGUCGUCGGCUGGCGGGGGCGGUGCCGCCGGGGGCGCUCCUGGACUGAAGACUUACUUCAAGACUCCCGAGGGCCGGCAUAAGCUGCAGUACGAGAAGACCCACUCCCCCUCCGUGCUGCACUACAACCACGGCGCUGGUGGAAAGACUGUUUCCGAGAUGACGGUGGCAUAUUUGAAGGAGAAACCAGUGGGGCAGGGCUCUACACCUUCAACACCAAGUUCCAGCAGUGGCAUGCGAUCUGCAGCUGCGAGACUGCUUGGUACUGGGAAUGGGAGCCGGACACUUAGCUUUGCAGGCAGCAACGGUGUCAGUAGGGCUGUUUCAGGGAGCAGCCGUGUGGGUGGCGGCGUUGGUAUGUCAACGGGCAUUGGUGGAUCUCAAGCUGUGGUGAAUUAUGAUGGCAAGGGAACAUACAUCAUCUUCAAUACCGCAGAUACACUGUUCAUUAGUGAUCUCAACUCACAUGACAAAGAUCCAGUAAAGUCCAUCCACUUCAGCAACUCAAACCCGCUUUGUCAUGCAUUUGACUCGGAGGCCAAAGAUGGGCAUGACCUGAUUGUUGGAGUAUGGUCAGGAGAUGUCUAUUCGAUGUCAUUGAGGCAACAGUUGCAAGAUCCUGGAAAGAAGCCUGUUGCGUCUCAACAUUUUAUCAAUAAAGACAAAGAUGGAACUGCCAACAGCCGGUGUACUUGUGUUGCAUGGGUUCCAGAGCGUGAAGGCAUUUUUGUUGUCAGCAAUGCUGAUGGGAAUCUGUAUGUGUAUGACAAAUCAAAGGAUGGAAAUGCUGACUGGGCAUUUCCAACUGUAAAGGAUCAAAAUCAGCUGGCGAUUUCACACGCAAAGUCCAGUAAGAGCAAUCCUACAGCAAGAUGGCACGUCUGUCAAGGUGCAAUCAAUGCCAUUUCAUUUUCCCCGGAUGGAGCUUACAUGGCAACUGUUGGGCGAGAUGGUUAUUUAAGAGUAUUUGACUUUGCGAAAGAACAACUAAUAUUUGGUGGGAAAAGUUACUAUGGUGCUCUUUUGUGUUGCUCAUGGAGUGCGGAUGGAAAAUAUAUAUUAUCAGGUGGGGAAGAUGAUCUUGUGCAAGUAUGGAGCAUGGAUGACAGAAAGAUGGUUGCAUGGGGCGAGGGGCAUACAUCAUGGGUGCUACUAUCAUUACAGUUGUCUUUAUUUAGCAGCAUAUUGAUGCUUUUAUCAGAACUUCCUAUUUUGAUGCAGAUCUCCUUUUCUGGUUUGCAGGUUAGCGCAGUUGCCUUCGAUUCAUAUUGGUCCCCUCCAAGUUCUGAUGACGCAGGAGAAAAUGUCAUGUAUCGCUUUGGUUCUGUUGGCCAGGAUACCCAACUUCUUCUCUGGGAUUUGGCAAUGGAUGAGAUUGCUGUGCCACUUCGACAUCCUUCCAGCGGCUCCCCGACAUUUAGCAGUGGAAGCCCUUCUGCACACUGGGACAGUGCAUGCCCUCCUCCUACUGGUGUUCUUCAGCCGUCUCCACGGAUGCGAGACGUACCAAAGCUCUCACCCCUUGUUGCACACAGAGUACACGCUGAUCCCCUUUCUGGCCUAGAAUUCACCAGCGAAUCGAUCGUCACCAUAUGCCGUGAGGGGCUAAUUAAAAUCUGGGCCAGGCCACAACACAGUGAAAACAGCCAGCGGCCAAAUUCUUCUGAGCUGGCAGCUGGUAAUGCCAUCUCAAAGGAUAAGAUGAUAACAUCACCAAACAAAGCAGGCGCAUCCAGCUCUAGCUUCAAGCAACCAUCAUCUGUUAUUUUCUCAUGACCAAAGGCUUUUGCUUGCAUUUUUACCAUGCUUGCUCAGCCAUGGCCACUCAUAUCUUGUCACUAACCUGGCGAUUAGUGACGCAGGGCUUCGCUGGGAAGUCUGCCAGCGACAGAGGCGUACUUCAUAGAUGUCUAUGUGCCAAAAAGAAUAACGGAACUUGCUCCUGUACAGAUACAGAUAUUGUCCCCAGAUGAAUAGUACAAGUUUACCGGUUGUUGUUCCAUAUCAUUUGGCUGGUCUUCCAUAACAUCUCAAUAGAUUAGAGUAUGUACCCAUUCUUUGCAUAUUAAUGGUAUCUUCACUUCUUAGGCGCUCUGGAGGUUACAGAUCAGAUUCCAUUUGCUCCCCAUAACGUUGCUUUCCUGCUUGUGUUAUCCAUGGAACUGUAAAUUACUGUUGUUUAUACAAUGUUUCUGAAUCCCUUUGGGUAUUGUAUUCUAUUUCUUCUUCUUUUGAGUGUUGAUUUGUCACUUGAAUGUAGCUUUAUGAGAAACAAAAUGCUUGAGUUGGCCCACACAAGUUUGAGCCAAGUAUGUUAAGACCAUAA